ACAUUCUUGCAAGCUCCUUUCCAGUUGGUAAAGAUAGAUUUUAUUACACACUCCCACCCUCUUCAGUUACUUCUUUCAUUUAUAUACCUUAACUUGUACAUUUUGUUAUUAUAGAUCUAUAUAUAUAUAUAUAGCUUGCUGGAUCUUUAUAUAUAUAUCUGUAGAAGAAAUGGGUGGUAAGGUAGAUCAAGAUUAUGAUUAUUUGUUAAAGAUUGUGUUGAUUGGAGAUUCAGGUGUUGGGAAAUCCAACAUUUUGUCAAGGUUUACUAGAAAUGAGUUUUAUUUGGAAUCUAAAGCCACCAUUGGUGUUGAAUUUGCUACUAGAACUCUUCAGGUUGAGGGAAAAACAAUAAAGGCUCAAAUUUGGGACACUGCAGGGCAGGAAAGGUACAGGGCAAUUACCAGUGCUUAUUAUCGAGGUGCAGUUGGAGCGCUACUAGUGUAUGACAUAACCAAGAAGCCAACUUUUGAUAGUGUUCAGAGGUGGCUGCAUGAGUUGAGAGCCAAUGCCGACUCCAACAUUGUGGUCCUGAUGGCAGGAAACAAGUCCGAUCUGAACCAUCUCAGAGCUGUGGCUGAGCAAGAUGGUCAAUCUUUGGCUGAAAAAGAAGGGCUUUCAUUUCUUGAAACAUCAGCACUUGAGGCAGUGAAUAUCGAAAAAGCAUUUCAAACUAUUUUGACUGAGAUUUAUCACAUAAUUAGCAAGAAAGCAUUGGCAGCCCAAGAUGUAGCAUUGCCUGGGAAGGGAACUACCAUUUAUAUUGGUGAUUCAUCUGGGAACACAAACGGUUGCUGUUCAUCUUGAGUUCAAGAUUCGGUAACAAUCACAUAUUUUAAUUUAGGCCUUGUUCGUCAUGAUCGUUUGUUUUUUUUUUUGUUCUUUUUACUAAGAAAAAUAGAAUAUUGUGUUACAUAAAUGAUACAGUGUGGAAGUUUGAAGAAAGGAAGCGUCAACCUUUUAAAAUUUCA
Messenger RNA from Erigeron canadensis, 969 nucleotides. RefSeq names its product ras-related protein Rab2BV-like. The coding region runs from base 170 to 805 and encodes 211 amino acids. Gene Ontology annotation, molecular function: GTP binding; GTPase activity. The transcript has 2 exons. The record is from RefSeq and is a predicted model, not a curated record. NCBI's taxonomy places the organism in Eukaryota, Viridiplantae, Streptophyta, Magnoliopsida, Asterales, Asteraceae. Gene Ontology annotation, cellular component: endosome.